Messenger RNA from Uloborus diversus, 4772 nucleotides. RefSeq names its product zinc finger protein 729-like. The coding region runs from base 1 to 4662 and encodes 1553 amino acids. Gene Ontology annotation, molecular function: DNA-binding transcription factor activity, RNA polymerase II-specific; RNA polymerase II cis-regulatory region sequence-specific DNA binding. The transcript has 4 exons. Gene Ontology annotation, biological process: regulation of transcription by RNA polymerase II. Gene Ontology annotation, cellular component: nucleus. The record is from RefSeq and is a predicted model, not a curated record. NCBI's taxonomy places the organism in Eukaryota, Metazoa, Arthropoda, Arachnida, Araneae, Uloboridae.
AUGAGCAUCCACACAGGCGCUGGUGCCUACUCGUGUGAAUGCUGUUCAGUAUCAUUUCAUUCUGCUUCAAUUUUAAAUGACCAUUUGAAAAUCCAUGAUGGUGAAAAACCUUACGUAUGUGACAUUUGCUCAAAGACAUUUUCUCAUUCUUCUAACUUCAAGAAACAUAUGAGCAUCCACACAGGCGCUGGUGCCUACUCGUGUGAAUGCUGUUUAGAAACAUUUCAUUCUGCUUCAAUUUUAAAUGACCAUUUGAAAAUCCAUGCUGGUGAAAAUCCUUACGCGUGUGACAUUUGCUCAAAGACAUUUUCUCAUUCUUCUAACUUCAAGAAACAUAUGAGCAUCCACACAGGCGCUGGUGCCUACUCGUGUGAAUGCUGUUCAGAAUCAUUUCAUUCUGCUUCAAUUUUAAAUGACCAUUUGAAAAUCCAUGCUGGUGAAAAACCUUACGCGUGUGACAUUUGCUCAAAGACAUUUUCUCAUUCUUCUAACUUCAAGAAACAUAUGAGCAUCCACACAGGCGCUGGUGCCUACUCGUGUGAAUGCUGUUCAGAAACAUUUCAUUCUGCUUCAAUUUUAAAUGACCAUUUGAAAAUCCAUGCUGGUGAAAAACCUUACGCAUGUGACAUUUGCUCAAAGACAUUUUCUCAUUCUUCUAACUUCAAGAAACAUAUGAGCAUCCACACAGGCGCUGGUGCCUACUCGUGUGAAUGCUGUUCAGAAUCAUUUCAUUCUGCUUCAAUUUUAAAUGACCAUUUGAAAAUCCAUGCUGGUGAAAAACCUUACGCGUGUGACAUUUGCUCAAAGACAUUUUCUCAUUCUUCUAACUUCAAGAAACAUAUGAGCAUCCACACAGGCGCUGGUGCCUACUCGUGUGAAUGCUGUUCAGAAUCAUUUCAUUCUGCUUCAAUUUUAAAUGACCAUUUGAAAAUCCAUGCUGGUGAAAAACCUUACGCGUGUGACAUUUGCUCAAAGACAUUUUCUCAUUCUUCUAACUUCAAGAAACAUAUGAGCAUCCACACAGGCGCUGGUGCCUACUCGUGUGAAUGCUGUUCAGAAUCAUUUCAUUCUGCUUCAAUUUUAAACGACCAUUUGAAAAUCCAUGCUGGGGAAAAAUCCAUUUCGUGCGAGUUUAGCCCGAAAACAUUUUUUGAUGCAUCAAAUUCAAAACCACGUUUGAAGAUCCUUCCUGGUGAAAAACCAUACGCGUGUGAAUACUGUUCGAAGGCAUUUUCUCGCAAUUGUGAUUUGAAGAACCAUUUGAAAGUACAUACUGGUAAAAAAACUGGUGUUUUAGACUUGAAGAAGCAGGUGGUUGCCGACGCUGAGGAAAAACCACAACCACUUGAUGCCUGCUCGGUUUCAGACUUAGAGGCUCUUGAAAGAGACCAUACGGAUGAUAAACAAUUUUCAGAGGCAUUUUCCACGGCUGCACACUUAAGGGAUCAUUUGCGAGUUCAUAUUGGUGAAAAUUCCAUUUCGUGCCAGUUUUGUUCAAAGACAUUUUCGUGCAACUCGGAUUUGAAGAGACAUAUGAGACUCCAUGACGACGUGGAGCCCCAUUGUUGUGAACUUUGUUCCAAGGCGUUUUCUGACAUAUCUGAUUUAAAGAUGCACGUGAGGGUUCAUACUGGCGAAAAGCCCCACUCGUGUGACUAUUGCUCCAAGACGUUUGCCGACUCUUCAAGCUUAAAGAAACAUUUGAGAGUUCAUACUGGUGAAAAGCCCCACUCGUGUGACUAUUGUUCAAAAGCAUUCGCUCAAUCUUCAAACUUAAAUAAACAUUUGAGGGUUCAUACUGGUAAAAAACCCCACUCGUGUGAUUAUUGUUCAAAAGCAUUCACUCUAUCUUCAAGCUUAAAGACACAUUUGAGCGUUCAUACUGGUGAAAAGCACCACUCGUGUGAAUAUUGCUUCAAGACGUUUGCCGACUCUUCAAGCUUAAAGAAACAUUUGAGAGUUCAUACUGGUGAAAAGCCCCACUCGUGUGACUAUUGUUCAAAAACAUUCGCUCAAUCUUCAAACUUAAAUAUACAUUUGAGGGUUCAUACUGGUGAAAAGCCCCACUUGUGUGACUAUUGUUCAAAAACAUUCACUCGAUCUUCAAGCUUAAAGAAACAUUUGAGAGUUCAUACUGGUGAAAUGCCCCACUCGUGUGACUAUUGUUCAAAAACAUUCACUCAAUCUUCAAGCUUAAAUAAACAUUUGAAGGUUCAUACUGGCGAAAAGCCCCACUCAUGUGACUAUUGUUCAAAAACAUUCGCUCAGUCUUCAGACUUAAAGAAACAUUUGAGCGUUCAUACUGGUGAAAAGUCCCACUCGUGUGAAUAUUGCUUCAAGAAGUUUGCUGACGCUUCAAGCUUAAAGAAACAUUUGAGAGUUCAUACUGGUGAAAAGCCCCACUCGUGUGAAUAUUGUUCAAAAACAUUCGCUCAAUCUUCAAACUUGAUUAAACAUUUGAGGGUUCAUACUGGUGAAAAGCCCCACUCGUGUGGUUAUUGUUCCAAGACGUUUGCUGUCUCUUCAAGCUUAAAGAAACAUUUGAUAGUUCAUUCUGGUGAAAAGCCCCACUCAUGUGAUUAUUGCUUCAAGACGUUUGCAGACUCUUCAAACUUAAAGAAACAUUUGAUAGUUCAUACUGGUGAAAAGCCCCACUCGUGUUACUAUUGUUCAAAAACAUUCACUCAAUCUUCAAGCUUAAAUAAACAUUUGAAGGUUCAUACUGGUGAAAAGCCCCACUCGUGUGAACAUUGCUCCAAGACGUUUGCUGACCCUUCAAGCUUAAAGACACAUUUGAGAGUUCAUACUGGGGAAAAGCCCCACUCGUGUGACUAUUGUUCAAAAACAUUCGCUCAGUAUUCAAACUUAAAGAAACAUUUGAUAGUUCAUACUGGUGAAAAGCCCCACUCGUGUGGUUAUUGUUCCAAGACGUUUGCUGUCUCUUCAAGCUUAAAGAGACAUUUGAGAGUUCAUACUGGUGAAAAGCCCCAUUCGUGUGACUAUUGUUCAAAAACAUUCGCUCAAUCUUCAAACUUGAAUAAACAUUUAAGGGUUCAUACUGGUGAAAAGCCCCACUCGUGUGGUUAUUGUUCCAAGACGUUUGCUGUCUCUUCAAGCUUAAAGAAACAUUUGAUAGUUCAUUCUGGUGAAAAGCCCCACUCAUGUGAUUAUUGUUCCAAGACGUUUGCUGACUCUUCAAACUUAAAGAAACAUUUGAUAGUUCAUACUGGUGAAAAGCGCCACUCGUGCUUAAAGAAACAUUUGAGCGUUCAUACAGGUGAAAAGCCACACUCGUGUGAAUAUUGCUCCAAGACGUUUACUGACGCUUCAAGCUUAAAGAAACAUUUGAGAGUUCAUACUGGUCAAAAGCCCCACUCGUGUGACUAUUGUUCAAAAACAUUCGCUCAAUCUUCAAACUUGAAUAAACAUUGGAGGGUUCAUACUGGUGAAAAGCACCACUCGUGUGACUAUUGUUCAAAAACAUUCGCUCAAUCUUCAAACUUGAAUGAACAUUUGAAGGUUCAUACUGGCGAAAAGCCCCACUCGUGUGACUAUUGUUCAAAAACAUUCGCUCAGUCUUCAGGCUUAAAGACACAUUUGAGCGUUCAUACUGGUGAAAAGUCCCACUCGUGUGAAUAUUGCUUCAAGAAGUUUGCUGACGCUUCAAGCUUAAAGAAACAUUUGAGAGUUCAUACUGGUGAAAAGCCCCACUCGUGUGACUACUGUUCGAAAACAUUCGCUCAAUCUUCAAACUUGAAUAAACAUUUGAGGGUUUAUACUGGUGAAAAGCCCCACUCGUGUGGUUAUUGUUCCAAGACCUUAAAUAAACAUUUGAUAGUUCAUACUGGUGAAAAGCCCCACUCGUGUGACUAUUGUUUAAAAACACUCACUCAAUCUUCAAGCUUAAAUAAACAUUUGAAGGUUUAUACUGGCGAAAAGCCCCGCUCGUGUGAAUAUUGCUCCAAGACGUUUGCUGACCCUUCAAGCUUAAAGAAACAUUUGAGAGUUCAUACUGGGGAAAAGCCCCACUCGUGUGACUAUUGUUCAAAAACAUUCGCUCAAUCUUCAAACUUGAAUAAACAUUUAAGGGUUCAUACUGGUGAAAAGCCCCACUCGUGUGGUUAUUGUUCCAAGACGUUUGCUGUCUCUUCAAGCUUAAAGAGACAUUUGAGAGUUCAUACUGGUGAAAAGCCCCAUUCGUGUGACUAUUGUUCAAAAACAUUCGCUCAAUCUUCAAACUUGAAUAAACAUUUAAGGGUUCAUACUGGUGAAAAGCCCCACUCGUGUGGUUAUUGUUCCAAGACGUUUGCUGUCUCUUCAAGCUUAAAGAGACAUUUGAGAGUUCAUACUGGUGAAAAGCCCCAUUCGUGUGACUAUUGUUCAAAAACAUUCGCUCAAUCUUCAAACUUGAAUAAACAUUUAAGGGUUCAUACUGGUGAAAAGCCCCACUCGUGUGGUUAUUGUUCCAAGACGUUUGCUGUCUCUUCAAGCUUAAAGAAACAUUUGAUAGUUCAUUCUGGUGAAAAGCCCCACUCAUGUGAUUAUUGUUCCAAGACGUUUGCAGACUCUUCAAACUUAAAGAAACAUUUGAUAGUUCAUACUGGUGAAAAGCCCCACUCGUGUAACUUUGUUCAAAAACAUUCACUCAAUCUUCAAGCUUAAAUAAACAUUUGAAGGUUCAUACUGGCGAAAAGCCCCGCUCGUGUGAUUAUUGCUCCAAGACGUUUGCUGACCCUUCAAGCUUAAAGAAACAUUUGAGAGUUCAUACUGGU